AUGUCUUCACCCGCUACUCAAUUCGUCUACGUCCCCAACCUAGUUGGCGGCCAAAUGCUCAGGAUCCCCAUCGAGGACAUCGAAGCCGAGGGCCAGAUCUCCAUCUCACAACAACCCAUUGCCAGCCCAACGCUCUCGUCAAGAUACAUUCGUGAAUCAUCCCCUUCUCCGAGCGUCGAGAGCGUCGACGACACCGACGAGUGA
Messenger RNA from Alternaria burnsii, 204 nucleotides. RefSeq lists its product as uncharacterized. The record is from RefSeq and is a predicted model, not a curated record. Bases 1 to 204 code for a protein of 67 amino acids. The transcript has a single exon. NCBI's taxonomy places the organism in Eukaryota, Fungi, Ascomycota, Dothideomycetes, Pleosporales, Pleosporaceae.